Linum tenue is the source of this 1528-nucleotide messenger RNA. Lineage: Eukaryota; Viridiplantae; Streptophyta; Magnoliopsida; Malpighiales; Linaceae. The record is from the annotation of a GenBank genome assembly.
AAUCCAUCAGAGCAUCCUGUAAAACCAGUAGGGGAGAGAGAGAGAGCUAAACAAGCCGGAGCUCUUGGGCGAGCUGAGAGAGAGUUGAAGCGGGAAAAUGGCGACUCCCAUUUUCAAGGCAUCAGUUCCUCACUCCAAUCCACUGUUACACUCCUUGCUUCCACUUCUAUGGACUGGAACUGUAAAUUCAGUUCCAAAGAAGAACAAUCUGCUGCUGCUUCCGCUUCGGGCUUCAUCGGAACUCAACUCUCUCCGGAGUAGGUCACUCUGGGAUUUGAAUUCAGGUUACGUCCUGAUGAAACGUAUCAAUGGGAUUUGCAGGUCAGAGGUGUCGCUCUGUGUUGGAAGUCACCUCAUUCCACAUCCCAACAAGGUUGAAAAAGGUGGGGAAGAUGCAUUUUUCACAAGUAGCUAUAGUGGUGGAGUACUAGCCAUUGCUGAUGGUGUCUCAGGUUGGGCUGAAGAGGAUGUGGAUCCUGCGCUUUUUUCUCGGGAACUGAUUGCAAAUGCUUCUGGUUUUGUGCCAGACGAGGAGGUCAACUAUGAUCCGCAAGUUCUCAUCAGAAAAGCGCAUGCUGCUACCUCCUCAAUCGGCUCAGCUACCGUGAUUGUGGCUAUGCUGGAGAGAAAUGGAACGCUGAAGAUUGCGAAUGUCGGGGAUUGUGGACUAAAGCUUAUCCGUGAAGGACAGAUAAUAUUCUCCACUACUCCACAAGAACACUAUUUUGAUUGUCCGUACCAACUGAGUUCAGAAACUGUCGGCCAGACAUAUCUUGAUGCUAUGGUUAGCAGUCUGGAAGCGAUCGAGGGGGAUAUCAUUGUGAUGGGUUCAGAUGGUCUUUUCGACAAUGUUUUUGAUCAUGAGAUUGUUUCGACAAUUGGCCAACAUAGAAAUGUUAGUGAUGCUGGUAAGUCAUCUUAUGUCUAGACGUUACUUUCUUGCCUCUCUUUUUACUAAUUGCCUUUCGUAACUUUGACCACUGCAAUGGUAGCAAAGGUUCUGGCUAACUUGGCAAGAGUUCAUUCACUGGAUUCGAGCUACGAUUCACCCUAUGCAUUGGAAGCCAGGUCCAAGGGUAUUGAGCCCCCGUGGUGGAAAAAGAUCAUUGGCAUGCAACUCACAGGUGGAAAGCUUGACGAUAUUACUGUGAUAGUCGCCCAGAUUGUAAGUUCGUUAUAGAUGAGGGAUCUUGGAUUGGGAAAAAACAGAACUCAGGGAUGAACCUCAAUCUUAAUGUUGCUGUACAGAAUGCCAAACUUGUGCACUUCAUCAUAGUGGGAGCAAUACGCUUCGAGCAAAUUACUUCAGUUUCUAGUUGGAUUUGAUUCCAGUUACUGACUUCUCAAUAUUCAGCUCAAUAACAUUCAUUAGCGAUCUGGCAAACCUGUUUGUAUGCUAAUUGCUAACAACAAUUGAGCAUGGGAUGAAGUUCUGUAAUUGAUGGCAUUGAAGCAUUUCAUUUCAAUAGAUAAUCAAAUUCGAUAGCAUUUGCAACUUCCUAAAGGAAAAAAUCUGCAUUUCAAACUG